Trichosporon asahii var. asahii CBS 2479 is the source of this 720-nucleotide messenger RNA. RefSeq lists its product as uncharacterized. Gene Ontology annotation, biological process: retrograde transport, endosome to Golgi; phospholipid translocation. The record is from RefSeq and is a predicted model, not a curated record. Gene Ontology annotation, cellular component: trans-Golgi network; endosome. The transcript has 7 exons. Lineage: Eukaryota; Fungi; Basidiomycota; Tremellomycetes; Trichosporonales; Trichosporonaceae. The coding region runs from base 1 to 720 and encodes 239 amino acids.
AUGGACGCGAUUCAGACUCUGGCGUCCGUAGGGAUGGCCGUUGGUGCGCAAGCGGUGAGCUCACAAGCUCUGGAACUUUCAGCUAACCCCAGUGACUCAUCCGGCUUCUCGCAUGUCAUUAUCGCGAACAUCUGCCGAGUGUUCUUCUGGUUCGGCGCGCGAUUCGAGACCCCACUCCUCGUACAGUCGUUACUCCUGAUCGUGUCGCAGCUCGUUCUCCUCUGGAUCUGCAUCUACUAUGCGGUCCCGUCUGAUCCCGGAGAGGAGGCGGACGCGCUGCUGGCGCAGUCGAAGGGCUUGCUCUCCAAGCGCCCCUUCAACUUCUGGCGCUGGACAAAGUUCGGGACGUACAUCGAGUUCCUGGCCGGGCUCAUCGUCGUUCUCUCCAUCUUACAGGUCGCACUCGGCCGCUUCGACUGGUACAUCGAUGCAAUCGACCCUGCCGAUCCCGCAGUUCAUCUCGAAUUGGCGCCGCAAGUCGUGCUACGGUUUCCGCUCGUCGACGCUGGCCGGCUGGCUCUUCGGCGACGCGUUCAAUUCAAGGUGACGGGCAUUAUGACGUUGUGUUGGGACUUUGGUGAGCUAAGUUAUGGAGAUUCUGAGCUGACAGCAGCCGUCCUCGGGCAACGGCUGUACUACGGUGCCGAGCCGCCGACGCAUCUCCCGUUACAUGAUCGGGACCACGAGCGCCUCCACGACCGCGACGAGGAGGAAGACUGA